GUCACCCUAGUCAUUCCAGUCAUCCCAGUCAUCCCUAGUCAUCCUUGGUCAUCCCUCUUAGUCAUCCCUGUCAUCCCUUGGUCAUCCCUAGUCAUUCCUAGUCAUCCUAGUCAUCCCAGUCAUCCCUAGUCAUCCUAGUCAUCCUAGUCAUCCCUAGUCAUCCUUAGUCAUCGUUAGUCAACCCAGCUGUCCCUAGUCAUCUUAGUCAUCCCUAGUCAUCCCUAGUCAUCCUUAGUCAUCCCUAGUCAUCCUGCGUCCCAGUCAUCCCUAGUUAUCCCUGGUCAUCCCCAGUCAUCCCCAGUCAUCCUUAGUCAUCCUAUUCCUCCCUAGUCAUCCCUAGUCAUCCCGGUCGUCCCAGUCAUCCCUAGUCAUCCCUAGUCAUCCCACUCAUCCUUACUCCUCCCUAGACAUCCCUAGUCAUCCCGGUCGUCAUCCCUUAGUCAUCCCAGUCAUCCCAGUCAACCCUAGUCAUCCCUUAGUCAUCCCAGUCAUCCUUAGUCAUCCCAGUCAUCCCUAGUCCUCCCUGUCAGCCUUGUCAUCCCUAGUCAUUCCUUAUUAUCCUUAGUCAUCCCAGUCAUCCCUACUCAACCCUAGUCAUCCCUAGUCAUCCCAUUCAUCCAUAGUCAUCCCUAGUCAUCCCUUGUCAACUCAGCCAUCCCUAGUCAUUCCUUGUCAUCCCUAGUCAUCCCUAGUCAUCCCAGUAAUCCCUAGUCAUCCGAGUCAUCCGAAGACAUCCCUAGUCAUCCUUAGUCAACUCAGCUAUCCCUAGUCAUCCCUACUCAUCCCCAGUCAUCCCUAGUCAUCCCUAGUUAUCCCAGUCGUCCCUAGUCCCCUAGUCAUCCCUAGUCAUCCCUGUCAUCCUAGUCAUCCCUAGUCACCCCUAGUCAUCCCAGUAAUCCCUAGUCAUCCGUAGUCAUCCUUAGUCACCCCUAGUCAUCCCAGUCAUCCCUAGUCAUCCCUAAUCAUCCCAGUCAUCCCUAGUCAUCCCUAGUCAUCCCUAGUCAUCCCGGUCGUCUUAGUUAUCCCUAGUCAUCCCACUCAUCCUUAGUCAUCCCUAGUCAUCCCUAGUCAUCCCAGUCAUCCCUAGUCAUCCCUAGUCAUCCCAGUCAACCCUAGUCAUCCCUAGUCAUCCCUAAUCAUCCCAGUCAUCCCUAGUCAUCCCUAUUCAUCCCUAGUCAGCCUUGUUUUCCCUAGUCAUUCCUGAUCAUCCUUAGUCAUCCCAGUCAUCCCUACUCAUCCCUAGUCAUCCCUAGUCAUCCCUAGUCAUCCCAGUCAUCCCAGUCAUCCCUAGUCAUCCCUAGUCAUGCCAGUUGUCUUAGUCAUCCCUAGUCAUCCCUAGUCAUCCUAGUCAUCCUUGGUCAUCCCUAGUCAUCCCAGUCAUCCCUAGUCAUCCCUAGUCAUCCCUAGUCAUCCCAGUCAUCCCUAGUCAUCCCUAGUCCCUAUCACCCUAGUCAUCCCUAGUCAUCCCAGUCAUCCCUAGUCAUCCUUAGUCAUCCUAGUCAUCCUUAGUCAUCCCUAGUCAUCCCUUGUCAUCCCUGGUCAUCCCAGUCAUCCCUAGUCAUCCUUGGUCAUCCCUAGUCAUCCCUAGUCAUCCCUCCCAGUCAUCCCUAGUCAUCCUAGUCAUCCUAUCAUCCCUAGUCAUCCCUAGUCAUCCCUAGUCAUCCCAGUCAUCCCUACUCAUCCCUAGUCAUCCCUAGUCAUCCCAGUCAUCCAUAGUCAUCCCAGUCAUCCCUAGUCAUCCUAGUCAUCCCUAGUCAUCCCUAGUCAUCCUUAGUCAACUCAGCCAUCCCUAGUCAUCCCUAGUCAUCCCUAGUCAUCCGUAGUUAUCCCAGUCGUCUUAGUUAUCCCUAGUCAUCCCUAGUCAUCCCAGUCAUCCGUAGUCAUCCCUAGUGAUCCUUAGUCAUCGCUAGUCAUUCCUAGUCAACUUAGCCAUCCCUAGUCAUUCCUUGUCAUCCCUAGUCAUCCCAGUUAUCCCUAGUCAUCCUAGUCAUCCCUAGUCAUCCCUAGUCAUCCUUAGUCAACUCAGCCAUCCCUAGUUAUCCCUUGUCAUCCCUACUUAUCCCAGUCGUCUUAGUUAUCCCUAGUCAUCCCUAGUAAUCCCUGUCAUCCUUAGUCAUCCCUAGUUACCCCUAGUCAUCUUAGUCAUCCUUAGUCCUCCCUAGUCAUCCUUAGUCACCCCUAGUCAUCCCAGUCAUCCCUAGUCAUCCUUAGUCAUCCCAGUCAUCCCUAGUUAUCCCUGGUCAUCCCUAGUCAUCCCCAGUCAUCCUUAGUCAUCCUUCGUCAUCCCCUGGUCAUCCUUAGUCAUCCCUAGUCAUCCCCAGUCAUCCUUAGUCAUCCCUAGUCAUCCCUAGUCAUCCCAGUCAUCCCUAGUCAUCCUUUGUCAUCCCAGUCAUCCCAGUCAUCCCUGGUCAUCCCAAGUCAUCCUAGUCAUCCCUAGUCCCUAGUCAUCCCUAGUCAUCCCAGUCAUCCCAGUCAUCCUAGUCAUCCCUAGUCAUCCCUAGUCAUCCUAGUCAUCCCAGUCAUCCCAGUCAUCCCUAGUCAUCCCUAGUCAUCCCUAGUGAUCCCUAGUCAUCCCCAGUGAUCCUUAGUCAUCUUACUCAUCCCUAGUCAUGCCUAGUCAUCCCUAGUCAUCCCUAGUCUUCCCAGUCAUCCCUAGUCAUCCCUAGUCAUCCCUAGUCAUCCCUAGUCAUCCCUAGUCAUCCCAGUCAUCCCUAGUUAUCCCUAGUCAUCCCUAGUCAUCCCUAGUCAUCCCUAGUCAUCCCUAGUCAUCCCUUGUCAUCCCAGUGUUCCUCAGUCAUCCCUAGUCAUCCCUACUCAUCCCAGUUAUCCCUAGUCAUCGCUAGUCAUCCCUAGUGUCCCAGUCAUCCCUAGUCAUCCCUAGUCAUCCUUAGUCAUCCCUAGUCACCCCAGUCAUCCUUAUUUAUCCCUAUUCAUCCCAGUCAUCCUUAGUCAUCCCUGGUCAUCCCUAGUCAUCCCCAGUCAUCCUUAGUCAUCCCUAUUGGUCCCAGUCAUCCUUAGUCAUCCCUAGUCAUCCUAGUCAUCCCUAGUCAUCCUUAGUCGUCCUCCCUAGUCUUCCCUAGUCAUCCCAGUCAUCCAUAGUCAUCCCUAGCCAUCCCAGUCGUCUUAGUAAUCCCUAGUCAUCCCUAGUCAUCCCUAGUCAUCCCUAGUGAUCCCAGUCAUCUUUAGUCAUCCCUAGUCAUCCCUGGUCAUCCCUAGUCAUCCCAGUAUUCCCUAGUCAUCCCUAGUCAUGCCAGUCAACCUUAGACAUCCCUAGUGAUCCCUAGUCAUCCCUAGUCAUCCCUAGUCAGCAUAGCGAUCCCUAGUCAUUCCUAGUCAUUCUUAGUCAUCCCUAGUCAUCCCAGUCAUCCUUGGUCAUCCCUAAUCAUCUCAGUCAUCUCUAGUCAUCCCAGUCAUCCCUGGUCAUCCUUAGUCAUCCCAGUCAUCCCUAGUCAUCCGAAGUCAGCCUAGUCAUCCCUAGUCACCCUAGUCAUUCCAGUCAUCCCAGUCAUCCCCAGUCAUCCUUGGUCAUCGCUAGUCAUCCCUGUCGUCUUAGUUAUUCCUAGUCAUGCCUAGUCAUCCCAGUCAUCCCUAGUCAUCCUAGUCAUCUCUAGUCAUCCCUAGUCAUCGUUAGUCAACUCAGCCGUCACUAGUCAUCUUAGUCAUCCGUAGUCAUCCGUAGUCAUCCUUAGUCACCCCUAGUAAUCCCAGUCAUCCCUAGUUAUCCCUGGUCAUCCCUAGUCAUCCCCAGUCAUCCUUAGUCAUCCUAUUCCUCCCUAGUCAUCCCUAGUCAUCCCCGUCGUCUUAGUCAUCCCUAGUCAUCCCUAGUCAUCCCACUCGUCCUUACUCCUCCCUAGUCAUCCCUAGUCAUCCCAGUCAUCCAUUGUCAUCCCUAGUCAUCCCAGUCAACCCUAGUCAUCCCUAGUCAUCCCAGUCAUCCUUAGUCAUCCCUAGUCAUCCCUAGUCAGCCUUGUCAUCCCUAGUCAUUCCUUAUCAUCCUUAGUCAUCCCUAGUCAUCCCAGUCAUCCCUAGUCAUCCCUAGUCAUCCCAUUCAUCCAUAGUCAUCCCUAGUCAUCCCUUGUCAACUCAGCCAUCCCUAGUCAUUCCUUGUCAUCCCUAGUCAUCCCUAGUCAUCCCAGUCAUCCCUAGUCAUCCUAGUCAUCCGUAGUCAUCCCUAGUCAUCCUUAGUCAACUCAGCUAUUCCUAGUCAUCCCUACUCAUCCCUAGUCAUCCCUAGUCAUCCCUAGUUAUCCCAGUCGUCUUAGUUAUCCCUAGUCAUCCCUAGUCAUCCCUGUCAUCCUUAGUCAUCCCUACUCAACCCUAGUCAUCUUAGUCAUCCCUAGUCAUCCUUAGUCAUCCUUAGUCACCCCUAGUCAUCCCAGUCAUCCUUAGUUAUCCUUAAUCAUCCCAGUCACCCCUAGUUAUCCCUGGUCAUCCCUAGUCAUCCCUAGUGAUAUCGGUCGUCUUAGUCAUCCCUAGUAAUCUUACUCAUCCUUAGUCAUCCCUAGUCAUCCCUAGUCAUCCUAGUCAUCCCUAGUCAUCCCUAGUCAUCCCAGUCAACCCUAGUCAUCUCUACUCAUCCCUAGUCAUCCUAGUCAUCCCUGGUCAUCCCUAGUCAUCCCUAGUCAGCCUUGUCAUCCCUAGUCAUUCCUGAUCAUCCCUAGUCAUCCCAGUCAUCCCUAGUCAUCCCUAGUCAUCCCAGUCAUCCCUAGUCAUCUCAGUCAUCCCUAGUCAUCCCUAGUCAUCCCUAGUCAUCCCAGUCGUCUUAGUUAUCGCUAGUCAUCCCUAGUCAUUCCUAAUCAUCCCUAGUCAUCCCUAGUCAUCCCAGUCAUCCCUACUCAACCCUAGUCAUCCCUAGUCAUCCCAUUCAUCCAUAGUCAUCCCUAGUCAUCCCUAGUCACCCUAGUCAUCCCUAGUCAGCCUAGUCAUCUCUAGUCAUCCUUAGUCAUCCCUAGUCAUCCUUAGUCAUCCGAGUCAUCCCUAGUCAUCCCUGGUCAUCCCAGUCAUCCCUAGUCAUCCCUGGUCAUCCCUAGUCAUCGGAGUCAUCCCUAGUCAUCCCUAGUCAUCCCAGUCAUCCCUAGUCAUCCUUAGUCAUCCCUAGUCAUCCUAGUCAUCCCUAGUCAUCCCUAGUCAUCCCUAGUCAACUCAGCCAUCCCUAGUCAUUCCUAGUCAUCCCUAGUCAUCCUUAGUCAUCCCAGUCAUCCCUAGUCAUCCUAGUCAUCCCUAGUCAUCCCUAGUCAUCUUUAGUCAACUCAGCGAUCCCUAGUCAUCCCUAGUCAUCCCUAGUCAUCCCUAGUUAUCCCAGUCGUCUUAGUUAUCCCUAGUCAUCCCUGGUCAUCCCUAGUCAUCCCUAGUCAUCCCAGUCAUCCGUAGUCAUCCCUAGUGAUCCCUAGUCAUCGCUAGUCAUUCCUAGUCAACUUACCCAUCCCUAGUCAUUUCCUGUCAUCCCUAGUCAUCCCUAGUCAUCCCAGUUAUCCCUUGUCAUCCUAGUCAUCCCUAGUCAUUCCUAGUCAUCCUUAGUCAACUCAGCCAUCCCUAGUCAUCCCUAGUCAUCCCUAGUCACCCCUAGUCAUCAUAGUCAUCCUUAGUCAUCCCUAGUCAUCCUUAGUCACCCCUAGUCAUCCCAGUCAUCCCUAGUCAUCCUAGUCAUCCCUAGUCAUUCCUAGUCAUCCUUAGUCAACUCAGCCAUCCCUAGUCAUCCCUAGUCAUCCCUAGUCAUCUUAGUCAUCCUUAGUCAUCCCUAGUCAUCCUUAGUCACCCCUAGUCAUCCCAGUCAUCCCUAGUCAUCCUUAGUCAUCCCAGUCAUCCCUAGUUAUCCCUGGUCAUCCUUAGUCAUCCCCAGUCAUCCUUAGUCAUCUUAUUCGUUCCUGGUCAUCCCUAGUCAUCCCUAGUCAUCCCAGUCAUCCCUAGUCAUCCCUAGUCAUCCCAGUCAUCCCUAGUCAUCCCUUGUCAUCCCUAGUCAUCCCAGUCAUCCCUGGUCAUCCCAAGUCAGCCCAGUCAUCCCUAGUCAUCCCUAGUCAUCCCUAGUCACCCUAGUCAUCCCAGUCAUCCCAGUCAUCCCUAG
This is a messenger RNA of Porites lobata, 6061 nucleotides long. The record is from the annotation of a GenBank genome assembly. NCBI's taxonomy places the organism in Eukaryota, Metazoa, Cnidaria, Anthozoa, Scleractinia, Poritidae.